AGAUAAGUUAAUUAUAAAUAAAAUGGGUGCUGUAAUUAGUAAUGAAAAUGUUGGAGAAAUUACCCUUCAAAAUGAAUUACUGCAACGUUUGGCUGGUCGUAUUCCGUUAAAUAGCAACGAUCCGUAUUGGAAUAAAUUGUUUUCUUUUAAUUUUAAUUUGGAUCAACAAAGCAGAAAAAUUCAAUCAAAUUUCUUGGAAAAUAUAAAUCCAAUACUUGAGCAGUUAAUGCACAACACACGGGAGACGGGAAAUAUUGCAACUUUAAUAAAAACAUUUAAUAGACGUUGUGGAGAACUUGAAGCGUCUGCAAAAUGUGAAAACAAAAUUUUUAUUUGGCAAGCAUCUAAUGCUCUUUUAAUUAUUCGUUAUAUUUCUGUAUUUUUGGCUCAACGUCUAUCUCCAACAGAAUUUACGAAUAUUUUUGGAAAUCGUGGCAGUCUUUAUGAAACAAAAAAAUCAGAAAGUAAUGAAAUUGACGAUGAUGAUGAGGAAAAUUUGGAUGAGAAUACUUCUGAUUCAAAAGAAGGAAGUGGUCAUCAUUUCGAAAGUGCUGCUGAACAUUUUCUUGUUAAUUUAUUAAGAAUUCUCACUCGAAUACAAGUAAAUAAAAUUACAAUUCAAUUACACGCUGAAACUCUUCGAGUGCUUCUAGCUUUACUGAGUACGGAGCUCUACGAGGAUGGAGUGCAUGAGCGAUCCGUUUUUCUUCAAAUUUUGAUGCUUAAAGUACGUUCACAGAGUGGAGAUAUUGUUCGAGUCCUUUUAGAAAACUUCCUUCAACAUCAUAUUGAACCUCUUGAUUUAUCAGCAGCUGAACAAAGUGGAAAUGGAGUUACUGAUAAUAAUAGUAGUAGUUUUGUUAUUUCUCUUUGGAGUACUUUACAGAGAACGCUUUCUUUUGGUGGAGGGAUUCAGGAAGAGGAACUCGAUCGAUUCCCUACACAGUCAUUAUCUUCCUUGAGUUUAACACUUUUAUUGGCUCUUAUUUAUUAUCCAGCAUAUGGUGGUCAACAAAAUUCUUACAAACAAAUGCUCUGCAUAUUUCAAAAUGCACAAGAAGUUUCAUCACUUGCCAAUUUGGAGGCUUCCUUCAAGCUCGAUUUCACUCAACUUUACAAUCGUCUGUGCCAAACAGUUUAUUCUGAAAGACCGCCAUUAUUGUUACUUUAUUUGUUAAUUCACAAUAAUGUUGGAUUUCGAAAUUUUGUUCAUUCUCGCGUAAAUUUGGAACAACUUGUUUUGCCGGUAAUCCGAGUACUUUUUGAUGGAAUGUGUACAACUACAGGGUCUACACCCUCUUCCCCAGCCAAUAAACUUCGUGGUCGUUCUCAAUCACUUCAAAAUGGUCGACCUCAAAAAUCAGCAAUAUCUAAAACUUCUACUCUGAAAACAUCAAAAAUUCACACACACCAAAUUUAUUUGGCAUUAAUUGUUUUGUUGAUGUUAAGUGAAGAUGAUUUUUUCAAGAAAGUCAUUCAUGAAAUGACGCUAAAAAAUGUUGAUUGGUACCAAUCCGAUAGAGCCCCGAUUGCAGAAAUUACUCUUGGGGGUCUAAUAAUUUUGGUGUUUACAAAAACUAUACAAAUUAACACUAUUCGAUUACGGGAUCGUUAUUUCCACGUCAAUUCUCUUGCAACACUUGCUAAUCUAUCUUCAUGUUUCAAACAACUUACUCCAUUUGUUUGCCAAAAAUUGAUUGGAUUAUUAGAGACAAUGACUAAAAGGCAUGCGAAAUUAAUUCGUGCAAUGCGUGAAAAUGCAGAACGUGACCCCGUUCGUAAAGUUUCCAAGAAUGAUGAUGAUUUGGAUUUGGAAGAAUUGCAAGAUGGAAAUGAUGAUUUGCAUAGCGAUAUUACAGCACUCGAAGAAGGCAUUCGCACCCUUUUAGAAAUUAUCAACGCCUGUCUUUGCCGUAAUUUACGCAACAAUCCAAAUUUAAUUUAUACUGUUCUCUACAAGAGAGAAUUAUUUGAACAUUAUCAUCAACACCCAAUGUUUCAAGAUCUUGUUUGGAAUAUUUAUGCGGUUAUAAAUCAUUUCACUGCUCGUGUUGAGGCAAUAAUAAGUGCAAAUUCUGGUAAUGGAUCACCCACCUUUGGUGGAGGAAGUGCAGCAUCUGCCAAUGCAAUUGCAAAUAAUGCUUCUGUUUCUGAUAUUUUAGAGGCUAUUAAAAAAACUGCGAUUGAAUGGCCAACUGAUCGUUUGAAAAAAUUUCCUGACUUGCGUUUUAAAUAUAUUGAGGUAAAUUUGGGAAAAUAA
Molecule: messenger RNA, 2260 nt
Organism: Meloidogyne enterolobii
Lineage: Eukaryota; Metazoa; Nematoda; Chromadorea; Rhabditida; Meloidogynidae
Source: the annotation of a GenBank genome assembly